Molecule: messenger RNA, 1047 nt
Organism: Diospyros lotus (date-plum)
Lineage: Eukaryota; Viridiplantae; Streptophyta; Magnoliopsida; Ericales; Ebenaceae
Product: transcription factor bHLH36-like
Exons: 3
Coding region: 91-876 (261 amino acids)
Biological process (GO): regulation of transcription by RNA polymerase II
Cellular component (GO): RNA polymerase II transcription regulator complex
Molecular function (GO): DNA-binding transcription factor activity, RNA polymerase II-specific; RNA polymerase II transcription regulatory region sequence-specific DNA binding; protein dimerization activity
Source: RefSeq, a predicted model, not a curated record
UAUAUAAAGAGACUGUGUGAGGAAUCUUGACAUUUGUUUAGGGGGUCAUCGAUGAUCCCCAUAUCCUAACAAACAUAUCUUGUCUUCAUCAUGUCCAUUGAUCCACAAGAGGAUUAUCAAAAACCUAAUCUGAAGCUCAAAUAUUGUUGUCCUCGGUCAAUGUUUCCCUUACACCAUGGCAACGAUGAGCUGUUGUUUCGGAUCCCUUCUAUUCCCUGCCAACAGGGCACAAUCCAACAAGAUCAGAUCUUCAGUCAGGCUUCACUGGAGAUAACUAAUCUUCCCACCAAAGGGAAAAGGCCACCAAAGUUAUCAGCCAUUCAUGGUCAUGACUAUUCCAGUACUGAUGGCAAGCAGAAGAGAGUCAUGCACAGAGAGAUAGAGAGGCAAAGAAGGCAAGAAAUGGCCAACCUUCACGCCUCACUGAGAUCUCUUCUCCCCCUUGAAUAUAUCAAGGGAAAGCGUUCGAUGUCGGAUCACAUGGAAGAGGCUGUGAAUUACAUCAAACACUUGCAGAAGAAUAUCAAGGAACUGGAUGCCAAGAGAGAUGAGCUAAAUAAGGUGCUGAAUUCAAGUGUUCUUCCUCUGGAAAGAGGAAGCUCAAAUAAUUGCUCGUCCAGCAGUGUCACAAUCCGCUCAUCAUGUUGGGGAGGAAUGGAGAUUCUUAUCAGCAGUAGAAUCAGAGAUGAAGGUUUCCCCCUUUCACGAGUGCUCGAAGCGCUGGCCGAAGAAGGACUGGAUGUUGUUAGCUGUGUUUCGACAGAUUUAAACCCUAAGUUACUCCAUAUCAUUAGAUCAGAGGGUCAUCCUUCGGGCAUUGAUCUACAGAUGCUGCAAGAGAAACUGACUGAUGUUAUUAGUAUAAAUUUAGAUUAGUAAAGGUUUCAAGUAAUAGUUUAUAUUGUUUGGGUUUUGAAGACGGUUGCUAGUUAAUAUUAGGCUAGGGCUUUCAUGACCUGAAGCUAAUUUGUCUUUUGAUCUGAACCUUGAAUCUGAAUUCUAUCCCCAAGAAUCUGAUCUUUGAUUAGAUGCAGGUUUCCUCUUCAA